GAGAUUUCUUGAAUAAAUCGUGGAUUUGGAUGAGAUAUUCCCCGGGAAACGACAAAAUGUCUAACCACUCUCUCCCGCGAGCAACUUACAUUUCUAUAUCGAAAGGAAAACGUGAAUGAGCUGAUAUAGCUGAUAUGACUGAGACCGCCGUAGUCCCAGUUCCCUCCGCCCUCGGAAUACGGGUGCAUUGUGGGUAAGACACGCAACUUUAAAUUUUGCAUACCGGUUGCAUUAUGGGUAUUUUGCAAAGGUGCCGGUGGACUUCACACACUUCUUUUUAUUAAAACGGAUUAUUUAAUAGAUGCAGGUGCACCAUCAUGGCCUCGAACCCGCUCAUCGCCGAGCAGCAGAAGAUCCAGCGGCAGAUCGAGGCAUUGCAGCGCCGCCUAGCUCCGCUGGGCAGCGCCGCCGAUGAACCGCUGUCCAGUUCCGACCUGUCAGACGAUGAUGGAUCGGAGGGCAGUAACCAGGGGCAGGCUGUCAUGGUCCAGGAGGACAUUGUGGCUGAGCGGGAACGCAUCCAGAGGGAGAUUGAGGACCUAGAGAGGACUCUGGGACCUGAUGCCUCACUUGUGGACAUUCAAGCAAAUGAUGAUGAAGAAAAUGAUAAUGAAGCUGGAGAUGCUACAGACAGUAGUGAGGACGACAGCAGUGAGGAGCUGAACCUGCCGCAGACCGUGGAAACAUGCCUGCAGAUGAACCUGGUGUACCAGAAGAUCCUGGAGGAGAAGCUGGUUGAGCUCGAGCGACUGCUGCGUGAAAACCAGGAGCAUCAGAGAGAGGUGAUGGCCCAGGUUUCUGGCUCUGUUCCUCAGCCAGGCUCCUCUGCAGUGGGUCCACAGAAGCUCUUCAUGGGGAACUUCCUGAAACCCUACUUCAAGGACAAAGUUACCGGCUUUGGCCCUCCUGCUAAUUCAGAAACCAGAGACAAGAUGAACAAGGGAACAAGGACUUUUGAUCUAAAGAAAAUACAAAGGUGGGAGGGCUGGCAGAAGAGCCUGCUGCUCAAGUCCGUGGUCAGCGACGCCAUGAAGCGCCUGUUACAGCCUAAGCUGUCCAAGGUGGAUUACCUGACAGAGAAAAUGUCCAAAGCUAAUGAUAUAGAGAGGCAAAUCAUCCAGAAGCAAAUCUGUGAAAUAGAAAAGGAAAUGGGAGACAUAAGUGCCAUGAGGGAGGAGGACCUGGCUGGCAAUCGCCAUGACGACCAUGACUGGGAAAAAAUCGCAAAUGUCGAUUUUGAGGGCACCCGUUCUGCUGAAGACAUGAGGAGGUUCUGGGAGAACUACCUUCACUUAUCGAUUAACAAGUCCUGCUGGAAGGAGGAGGAGAUUGAGAAGCUAAGGGGCAUCGUGGAGCAGCACCAGAGUUGCAACUGGGACCAGAUUGCAGAGGAUCUUGGGACCAACAGGACCGCCUUCAUGUGCCUUCAAACACAUCAGCGUUACAUCAACAAGAACUUCAAGAAGAAGGGAUGGACCAAGGAGGAAGAUGAGGUCUUGCGUGACCUGGUGGACAAAAUGCGGAUUGGAAACUUCAUCCCGUACACUCAAAUUUCAUACUUCAUGGAGGGCCGGGAAGCUGCCCAGCUCAUUUAUCGCUGGACACAGGUUCUAGACCCGACACUCAGGAAAGGCCACUGGACCAAGGAUGAGGAUGAGAUGUUACUGAGGGCCGUAGCAAAGUAUGGCGUGCGGGAUUGGUGGAAGAUUCGGAACGAGGUGCCAGGCCGGAACGAUGGGCAGUGUAGGGACCGGUAUCUGGACUGCUUGAGGGAAGAUGUGAAGAAAGGCCGAUGGAGCCAGGAAGAAGAAUCCAUGUUAAUUAGACUGGUGGAAAAGUAUGGUGCAGGUCGAUGGGCUAAGAUUGCUUCAGAGAUACCGAACAGGAUUGACAGUCAGUGUUUACAGAAGUGGAAACUGAUGACAGGAGUUAAGUCCAAGGUAGAGAGGACUAGAAAAUCCAAAGGAGGGAAGAGACGUAGGGGAAGGAAUCGAAGUAAAAGACGAACAAAGAAGAAGAGGGAAGAAUUGGAUCGCGUUGCUUCUGAGGAGGAGGAGGAGGAGGAGGGAGAGGAGCUGGUUUAUAUGGACAGUGAGGAUGAAGCAGCACCACCUAAGAACCACCAGGAGGCCAACGUGCGGGACAAAUACGUCCUGUCAAAGAUGGAUGAGUGGGUCCCCAAAAUGAUGCCGCUGCUCCUUCGGUUGGGUCCGGGGGUCGUGCGAGCCACUUCGAAAAACCCGGUCAGCCAGAUGGAGGCGGAGGGCAAGUCCAAGUUGGGACGCAUUCGCUCACAAAACAGCGUGGCUGGGAAGCACGAGCCCGUGGGAGUGCGGAGCACGAUUCUGGACAAGCAGGGCUGCCCCCUAGAGGUCAUUAUGGAAGUAGAACCUUUCACACAGCCUCCAGAGAAGGAAAGACAGUUUGAAAAUGAAAUGAUCCGAGUGUCUCUCAGUGAGGUGAAGAAUCUAAUUCGCUGUCCUGGGAGCCCUGCAUCAAAACAGCAGAAGACCUGUCUGUUGGGGCAGGUUGGCCUCAAGCGGACGGUAGCAGGCGGGAAAUGCCAGCAAGCCAGCGCUAAUUCUGCUGCCAAAGACAACAAAUUCAUGAACAGCCAGUUGCUGGUGGCCAUCCUGCCUUGGAUGGGCAACAUGCUGUUACCCUUCAGCUCUGAGCUGAAGCGGCGCCGAAAAGCUGAUGUUGUGCGGCUGAAGGGUGAAGCCAUUGGACUUUCCAGCACCCCCGUCUUCAAACUCCUGCUCAGCGUUCUUCGCAUUGAUGCAGAAGGUUGUAAAAAAGUCAUUGAGAAGAAACGGAUUAUGGCAUCCAAAACCCCUGCUCAAGCCCCACCACCACAGCCCAGAAGAAAACGAGCGCAGCCGAACACCGUGGCUGAGAUGCUGUACAAGAAACGCUGCCAAGAGGAGAGACUGUCUCAGGAAAAGAGCCAGGCCUUCGUUCCCUGUCUCGUGGUGCCCCAGAAUGUGCUCUUCGCACAGGUGCUGGUGCCGGCGGUGCCCCCUGGGCUGCCUCCACAACCCAGUAGCGGAGAGGGGGCGGCGAAGGCGGGGAAGGCCAGGGAGGGCACCCUAUCGAAGAAACGUGCUCGCAAGCCCACAGAGAAGGCCGUGACCAACAAGGCCAGAACAAAAAGAAUACAGCUCGCACCUAAGCAGGAGAUAGCCAGCGUGCAGCCUGAGCUAUCCAAGGGCGAGGCCUUCGCAAAACCGCUCACCUGGGUCAUGACCCCCACCGGGCUGCUGCCUGUGAGCGGAUUGGCCAUGCCACUGGCUGCUGGCGGAGUCACCAGUCCAGCUCCCGUCGUCGUAAACCAGCAGGUCUCCUUGGGAUUAACAGCCGGUGCAAAGAGAGCGAAGCCGUUACUCCAGGUGAAGGAUGCAUCCAGAGGACCUGGUCUCGCCCCCCUAACCUUGUCCAUCUUGUCCCCUGGGGUGACCACAGCCUCUCCAGCAGCUGGGAUGGGGUGUCUGCCCUCUAGCAAGCCUAUGGAGAUACAUGGUUCUGGCCUUGGAUCACCUGCUCCAAUCUCAUCUCCCACACCAACUGCGGCACAAACCAGCACGACAUCACUUCCUGCGGGCCAAAACGCUGUGCAGCAAAAGCAGGCCCUCCCUUUUAUCCAGCUGCUCCAUCCCAGCGGCCCUGUAACGGCUCCAUCCAAAGCCCCGCUACCUGUGCCCGGACCUCAGAAAAACCCUGAUCGGGUUCUGCAGCCAGGCGCCAGCCCUGUCAGGGCGACCCCUGCUCCGCACCAAGGCCCCGGAGCCUCGCCUCUUUCAUUGGACCCCAGCCUCAUGUUCCUUGAGGAGGAGCCUCAGGUGAUGGAGUGGAUGAAAGGGACAGGAGGAGUGACGGUCCCCCAGCUGGAUGUCACGCUGCCCUACUUGCCUCCGUUCGUCAGCAGCCUGACGACCCUGACGACUCUCCUGCAGCGCAAAAGGGCCCUGGAGUGUAAUGCCCUGAAGCUGGUGGGCUCCUCCGGAGAGGCCGGCGAUGAGGAGGCCUGGCGAGACGCCGUCCGCAAACAGGUUGCAGAGAAGCUGAGUGGGAAUCCUGCCUACCUGCUCCUGAAGGCUCGUUUCCUGUCCUGCUUCACCAUACCUGCUCUCCUGGCCACCAUUCACCCUCUCAGGAGGCCCAAGUCCUCCUCAAUCCUCUCCGAUGAUAGCAGUGAAGCUGAGGAGGAGGUGCAGGAGGAGGUCAAGAAGGACGUCGUGGAGGGAGCCGAAACCGCAGAUGGCGAUACUGAGCUCAGAUCCGUUCAGCAGAGUGCGCCACUGAGCACAGCUGAAGCAGAAGAGCCAGGCACGUUCACUGGAAUAACCACCCGGAGACAGCGGCGGCGGCUCAGGAAGCUAUAGGAGAGCAGCACCCGGGGAGGGGAGGCGAUGCAGUGCUGGUCUUAAUGCUCAGGACGUGGGUGAUGUGAUGGCCCCCUUCUGCCUUGCAGUGACAAGGGUGACACCCUGGAACAACUGCAGUAUUAUGAGCCUUCAUCAUCCAAUCACUUAGUAUUAAUGGUCUAGUUAAAAAUACAUCUGUCUUUGUACAGAGCUUGUUAAAUUAGCAUCAAGGUGCCUUUCCGGGACUGGUAUCUAUUCAUGUCAGGUGAUUCUGGUUACGUUUAUUUUUUCCAGUGGAACCUAACUUGUGUUUUGGGAACCAUUGUGAUUUCAAGACUGAGUUAUUUAAAUGUUUUAUUGUAUUAUGCAAUCUUCUACAGCUUUCACUGUGUUUUCUCGUUCUGUUGAUCUGUUACAAUGGUAGUUGGUUGAAUUGUUUAAAUUGAAUUAAAACAUUUUUACUUGGAAA
This is a messenger RNA of Paramormyrops kingsleyae, 4833 nucleotides long. It is a transcript of the gene snapc4, whose product is annotated as small nuclear RNA activating complex, polypeptide 4. Gene Ontology annotation, molecular function: RNA polymerase II cis-regulatory region sequence-specific DNA binding; RNA polymerase III type 3 promoter sequence-specific DNA binding. NCBI's taxonomy places the organism in Eukaryota, Metazoa, Chordata, Actinopteri, Osteoglossiformes, Mormyridae. Gene Ontology annotation, cellular component: snRNA-activating protein complex. The record is from RefSeq and is a predicted model, not a curated record. Gene Ontology annotation, biological process: snRNA transcription by RNA polymerase II; snRNA transcription by RNA polymerase III.